This is a messenger RNA of Xenia sp. Carnegie-2017, 795 nucleotides long. RefSeq lists its product as uncharacterized. NCBI's taxonomy places the organism in Eukaryota, Metazoa, Cnidaria, Anthozoa, Malacalcyonacea, Xeniidae. The record is from RefSeq and is a predicted model, not a curated record. The coding region runs from base 361 to 765 and encodes 134 amino acids. The transcript has 4 exons.
UGAUCUAUUUUACUUUACAGAAAUCAAUAAAAGCAUUAUUUUUUUUCUUGCAUUGCGUGUUGUUGCGUAAAUAAGUUAUGAAGGAAUGCUAACCUCAACAGCGCAAUACAGUAUAUCAAAAAUAACCUAAAGAGUAUUCAUCCUUCUGCUGCACCAUUAUUUGUCAAAAGGAAAUGGUUAACCCAACAAAAUAAAGUGCGGUUCACCAUGCAGUGAAAAACAAGUCUUGCAUCAUUAUAAAUAUAAAAAACGCAAACACCAUAAAUCAUUUACAAGUGUUCAAAAGUCAGCGAACAGUUGCUUACAUCGAAAAGAAAGACGAUUUGCAAAAAACGAUCAACCAAUUUUUCUGCAAGCAAAAUGGAUCGAUAUUUUUUAAGAAGUAAAAAGGAAGUUUAUGUUAUUGUUUUAACACUAUGCCAGCUCUGUGCAGCAGCAGCCAAGAAAACGUGUGAACCUCAGGAAGAUGUUGUGUCCAUAUACAGUGACAAAUUUGACGAAGCCCCCCCCCCUCAAGGCUUCGGACCAUAUUUCAUCAAAAUACACCGCUGUGCAGAAUAUUCACAAACUCACUAUCCGUCGAAACCAGUGAGAUGGCAAAAGAUAGGCAUCGUACUGAGAGACUCACUGACGUUUAAAUAUUACGAAUACAUUUUACAUAAUCACACCAAGUGUAAAUGCUCCACCAAUUUAACAGUCUUUCAAUACAACAGAGAAAGGCGUGUAGCUGUGAAUGUGAUGUUAGGGUGCUCUCGGUUCAGAUAGUCAAGAAAGAGAGGGACGUGAUCGGAGGGA